AUGUCGCCUAUCCGAAUUCCCUCAAAUCGGAUAAACAGACUCGCCAUCCUCCCCGGAGAUGAAUCCAGCGCUCAGAUGGUAGCCCUCGCCAGGGAGGUGCUAGGUUUCAUCGAGACCUCGAGACCAGGGGUUGAAUUCGACAUUACCGAAACUCCGUCUGGGAAAACCACUCAUGCUGACCAUCCCCAAUCACUGAGGGUUUCCACCUUGGAGACAUGCCCGAAGGCAGAUGCUGUGGUAGUGUGCGGGACUGGAGAGGAGCAUGUCAAAGGAACCUUGAGCUUGCUUGAACAGGGUGAAGCUUUCGCAAACGUCCAACCUUUCUUCUUUCCCAGUCAUGGACUUGUCUCAACGGGAUCGCUGAAAAACGGCGUCCAAGGACUAGAUAUCUCCUUGGUCAGUGAUGCUACGCACACGAAGACUGGAGGUGAGGUUUCCCGCGAGAGCAUCGAACGGCUGGCGCGUUGGGCAGGAGCUUACGCAUUGCAAUUUUCGCCGCCAAAGCCUGUUCAUUACAUUGAGUCAUUGCCACUUUGGAAUUCCAUUGUUACUGAGGUCUUCAGCAACCAAUUUCCACGUGUCCCACUCCACCAUGUACCGAUGCACGCGGCAGCAACAGCCCUAGAUUCACACCCAACUAGGUUGAACGGCAUCGUCUUGACAACUGGUCCUGAUGGAGAUAUGAUAUCCAAAAAGUCAGGAGAGCUCUUCCAAGGCUUACAGAACCUGCUGGCAUCGGCGACUAUUGUGGACUUACCAAACGAGACCCACAGAAGGAACCCUGUGAUCUUGAGACCGGGUAAAGCUAGUGCGAACGGAGCAGCUUCGGACCCAGUCCCAAUCUUACUGGCCAUAAGCCUGAUGCUUGACUUGGCGUUUGCUCUACCUGCAGAGGCUGUGGCAGUCGCUAGGUCAAUUCGACGCACAUUGGAUCCAAUUGAACUCAUUGGUUGCAAUAUCCGGACCCCCAGUGCUGGUGGUACAGCCUCUCCGGAGGAAUUCAUGAGCAAAUUCAUGACGCAUUUGGACUAUUACAUGGUGGCCGCGAGUUCACAUGUAGCUUCUCGGAAAGGACUGAGUGCCUCACUCUCACCUCUUCCGAUGCACCAAAGGCGUCCAAUGGGUGUAAUCGAGAAGAUAUUGACCCAUGCCGCUGUUGGGCUGAGCCAACCAGAAGUCCAGCCUGGCGAGAUCAUCUGUGUGAAGGUUGACUGGACGUUGACUUCCGAGAUUCUCUGGGCAGGAAUGGAGAAGACAUAUGAGCAAAUGGGAAGACCUCGUCUGCAUCGCAAUGACCGGAUGUGGCUGGCGAUCGAUCAUACCGUUGACCCUCGCACGAAUCAUCGACCCCGACAGCGAGGCUUGAUUGAGAAAGCGGAAAGCUUCCAACGGGAAGCAAAGCUCGUCAACUUCCUCCCUGCCAAUACAAGUAUUCUUCAUACCGAUUUUACGCGCGACCGAGCACUCCCUGGUCAGAUCAUUGUGGGUUGCGAUUCUCAUUCCUGCUCUGCUGGCUGUGUGGGAGGACUAGCUGUUGGCCUUGGAGCUGCAGAUGUCGUCAUGCCAAUGGUAACGGGAGAGACAUGGUUUCGUGUGCCGGAGAUCUGCCGUAUCAAUUUCAUCGGUCAAUUGCCUUUCGGGGUGGGCGGCAAGGACGUGAUCCUUCACAUACUCGGCCUUUUCAAACGAAACACGAUCGCCUUCCAGCGCGCGGUUGAAUACGGCGGUCCGAGUUUGAAGGAGUUAUCCAUGGAUGCCAGGUUCGCCAUUGCAAACAUGACGACUGAAUUCGGCGGGAUGGGCGCGUGUUUCGAAGCUGAUGAGAGCACCGCAGAAUGGAUCUCGCAAAGGCCUCAUCUGGAACAUCAAGGGGGCCUCUAUUUCCGAGCCGAUCCCGGCGCUCAGUAUGCUGAAGUGCGCACUGUCAAUCUCUCGGAGGUUGCAACGACCAUCGCUUUGUAUCCUGAGCCGGAUAAUGUUGUGCCCACGUCAGAGAAAGUUGGCACCAGGUUGGAUGGAUGCUUCAUCGGAGCCUGUACCACCACUGAGGAGGAUCUAAUUAUGGGAGGACUGGUUCUAGAAGCUGGCCUGCGAGCGGGCAUGACUCCUGGUGACGGGCAGAGAAGAGUUACACCUGGAAGUCUCAGCAUUAUCAAGAACCUGGAGCGGCACGGAAUCUUGGACAUUUACCGGCAGGCAGGAUUUGACGUCGGAGCCCCGGGCUGCUCGUACUGCGUUGGAAUAAACGAUGUCGAUGUUGCAGGUGAAGGAGAAGUUUGGCUCUCCUCACAAAAUCGCAACUUUCGGAAUCGAAUGGGCAAAGGUGCCAUUGGAAGUAUCAGCUGCGCCACGGUGGUUGCUGCCUCGAGCUUCAACAUGUCGAUAACAGAUCCACAGCCACUGCUGGAUCAAAUUGAUAAAGCGAAAUUGGCCAAGAUUUUGGGAAGUGAGAGAGUCUCGUUGAGUAUUGCCCCCGAGAUUAGCGAGCCUAAUCCAGUACUUGCAUCAAAUAUCGCCUGCGUGGAUGCCAGUAGUAGCGCUCCCGUUCAGACUCCUGCUUCGACCCUGGAUGUGGCGAAGAUCUCUUGUGACGGGGUUAUCCAGUCGAAGGUUCAAAGAUUUGGUGACAAUGUGGAUACUGACGCAAUCAUUCCGGCUGAGUUUGUACCUGGUGUUGAUAAUGCAGAACUUGGAAGUCACUGCUUCGAGUAUGAUCGUCCUGAAUUCCGAAAGCGCGUGACAGAUGGGGCAACGAUCAUCAUCGCAGAUCGUGGGUUCGGCAGUGGUUCGUCCCGCGAGGAUGCAGUCAGAGCGUUGCAAGGAGCGGGCAUCGAAGCAGUGAUUGCGCCUACAUUUGCAUUUAUCUAUGAUCGGAACCAGCUCAACAUGGGCCUGUUCAAUAUCACCCUACCGGAUCCCGAAUUCUACACCCUUGCAAAUGAAGGAUCAAUUGUCAUCAUUGAUCGACGAGCCCAGACAGUACGGAUUGAAGGUACUGAUCGAGUAUUCCGCUAUCAGCAGUCAGAAAUCGAAAGAACACUUCUUGAAGCCGGGGGCGUGCUUCCACUGUAUAAUCGGUUUGGCCGAUCGGUCUUCAGAAAAAUUGCCAGCGCAAAUACAGGCCGCCCAAUGGGCGAUUCAGCUGGCAAAAAUGCACAGACAGUGAAGAGAGCUUUGGACUGGUGA
Penicillium paradoxum is the source of this 3186-nucleotide messenger RNA. Its product is annotated as Aconitase/3-isopropylmalate dehydratase large subunit alpha/beta/alpha subdomain 1/3. The record is from RefSeq and is a predicted model, not a curated record. Gene Ontology annotation, molecular function: hydro-lyase activity. The coding region runs from base 1 to 3186 and encodes 1061 amino acids. NCBI's taxonomy places the organism in Eukaryota, Fungi, Ascomycota, Eurotiomycetes, Eurotiales, Aspergillaceae. The transcript has 4 exons.